AUGCUUAACGCUAUCAAGAUGGUAUAUACCAUUGCCCGAUACUACAACACGACUGAAAGAUUGACUAAUUUGUUCACCAAGAUGACCAACCAGAUGAUCAUCAACUGCAAGGCCUAUUUAUUGGGCGAUGAGCAUCCGGACAAGCUGUGGGAGACGAAGCCUGUAGUAUUGGUAAAGAAGCUGCGGGCUUGUCUUAAUCUCAACGAGGUAUACCAAGAACAGUAUCAUUUCAAUAGGAAGAAGCUCCUAGCGCUACCGAAGGGAAAGCAGUUUGACUUCUCGGAGACUCAGAUUUUCGGAAGGUUUGACCUGUUCUGCCGCCGCGUGCUCAAGCUAGUGGAUAUGUUCUCGACCGUCCAUCAAUUCGAGUCACUGGCCGCGUGUCGGUUUGACGGUAUGGAACAACUAGUGGUCAGCUCCCGCACCAUUAUGGAGGAGUUCCGGAACAAACGACAUGACCUUCUAGAUUUCCACAAUAACCGGUUCGAUCGCGAUUAUGUCGAAUUCAACGUCCGGAUUGCCGACCUAGAGAGCGCACUACAGCAGUUCAUCAAUCAGAGCUUCGAGAGCAUCACUUCUAUCGAGUCCAGCCUGAACCUGCUGAAGAGCUAUCAAUCGAUUUUGCAGCGUGAGAGCCUCAAGGCCGAUCUCGAGAGCAAGUACACUGUCAUCUUCCACAAUUACGGUGUUGAACUGACACAGAUUCAAGAUUCUUAUGAGAAACUGAAAGCGUCACCGCCGUUAGUGAGAAACUUGCCUCCG
This is a messenger RNA of Perkinsus marinus ATCC 50983, 762 nucleotides long. RefSeq lists its product as hypothetical. Gene Ontology annotation, cellular component: dynein complex. The record is from RefSeq and is a predicted model, not a curated record. Gene Ontology annotation, biological process: microtubule-based movement. Gene Ontology annotation, molecular function: dynein light intermediate chain binding; minus-end-directed microtubule motor activity; dynein intermediate chain binding. The transcript has a single exon. The annotation marks the transcript as partial. NCBI's taxonomy places the organism in Eukaryota, Perkinsozoa, Perkinsida, Perkinsidae.